Drosophila willistoni is the source of this 816-nucleotide messenger RNA. RefSeq lists its product as uncharacterized. Gene Ontology annotation, biological process: vacuolar proton-transporting V-type ATPase complex assembly. Lineage: Eukaryota; Metazoa; Arthropoda; Insecta; Diptera; Drosophilidae. The coding region runs from base 1 to 648 and encodes 215 amino acids. The transcript has 2 exons. The record is from RefSeq and is a predicted model, not a curated record.
AUGUUCAACAGAUUACCAAAACUGACUGCGAAUAGAAAUCACCAUGACGAUACGGCCAAUUUAGCAGGUCACUCUCAAGAUUUGCCCAACUUGGAGAAGGCAACACGAAAUAGGACAUCACGAGCCUUUCAAUUCAUUUAUGGCAUGCAGCAAUUUCUUUAUUUGGUGGCCAUUUUUAUGCUGUUACCUCUCCUGAUCUAUGCUGGCCUUAAGUUAUUCUUUGCAAGGACUUUUCAAGAUGUGAAUGCAGACAUUGGCUCGGCCAUAGGCACAAUUGUUGCUGUACACAUCCUUGUCAUUGUGUAUAUAAUACGUCUGGAAUUCCAGCGGGAGGAGAAGCUACAGAUAUGGAGUGAAUGGAAUAUAUCAGCGUAUCAAUUGAUAUCCAAUAAUGAUCAAAAACGUGGACCCAUUUUAAUUAUUCUUAUGCUGUUGUUUUACGGUUCGCUAAUUGUUCUAUUUCCAAUCUCUGUGUUCUUUGCCCUCAAGUUCAUUGUGCUAAAGAAUUUCUUUUUGAUCACCAAUAUGGAUAUAGAUAUUAUAUCGGUAAUUGGUACGGUUAUUGCGGUGCAUGCAGCUGCGGGUUUCUAUAUCUAUCGGGUCUAUUACUAUGGUGGAUCUGGCAAAACCAUGAUUAAGAAUAAUUAAAAAUAGCAAGCAGAUUCUUAAUUAUAAAUUUUCCACCUCAAGAACAACAACAAAACUAAAAUUCAAAAUAUUGCAAUAAUGUAUUUUCUAAUUGAAAAUGGAAAAUUACGUGUUAUAUGCAUUUUACUUAAGCCGGUUUGUCAUGCCCAAAUAAAUCUCGUAAACAAA